UUACACACAUCCAGAUCAAUGAGAGAGAGAGAGCGCGCGAGGGGGGGAGAGAGACGUGCUCUUCCAGGAAGGGAUUAUUAACCAGCACGCUGCCGACCCAUGAAGGGAAAACACACGCAGACAAAAGAAGUUUUCACACCGACAGCCGCGCUAUGGAGCCGGCGUGCAGAUAGUGAAGCAGCGGGGUGAAUGAGAAGAAGAACUUCUCCGACAGCACCGAGCCAAGAGCGAGCUGCCGCUUCUUCUGUCGCUUUUUCUGCCGCUGCUGCUGCGUGGGAGAUAAAGAAGAGGACACAGCGGAAAAGUGGCAGGAGAAGGAGAGAAGUUGACGCGAGAUAAUGUCUGAAUCCUCCUCCUCUGUGAACAAGCAGGAGAGGAGCUCUUUCAGUCCUUCCGCGAACACGCUGCCAAACUCCACUUCCUCCCCCGUCCAUGCUCCCGCCGCCAGGCCAGCCAGCCGAAUGGAGGACGAGCCUGCCAGGCUGCCUGCGCACCUGCGCCUGCAGCCGGUGUUCUGGAGCAGGGAGGACGUGGCCCAGUGGCUGCGCUGGGCGGAGAAGGAGUUCGCCCUGCGGCCCAUCACCAGCGGAUCCUUCCAGAUGAACGGCAAGGCCCUGCUGCUGCUCACCAAGGAGGACUUCCGCUACCGAUCCCCCCACUCCGGGGACGUCCUGUACGAGCUGCUGCAGCACAUCCUGAAGCAGAGGAAGCCCCACGUCUUCUACCCCUCCGCAUACUUCCCCGGGAACUCCUUCCACUCGCUGCCGGAGGGCGCCUCGCAGCACCUCAAGCUGGAAGACACGGUACGACGGGCGCCUCGUGGCUCAGAGCCCCUCCCCCAGCACCCCCCAACCAUCGAGCUGCGCCACCGCGCACGCUCCCCCCACCUUCAGACUCCCAGGCGGUCCCCUCCGGAGCCCCACCCCCCCCGCACAGCCACAGAUGACCACCUGCAGACCUUCUCUCAGCUGCCCGACAGCAACCACCACCCCCAGGAGGAGAUGUACCCCCUGUCAGUGUCCCCCGCUGCCCCCAACGGCCGCUGCGUCACGCCCCGAGACCCCUGCCCAGGCAGCCCCGGGGGCCAGGAGGCGGGCCCUCCUCGCGUCAUCCAGCUCAUUCCCAGCGCCAUCAUGAACCCCCUGCUGCUCAGCCCCAGCAGGAGCGGCGGGGGGGCCGCCAUGGACUUCAGGCACAUCCGCGGACCCCCGUCUCAUGCGCCGCUGGAGAACGGGCGGGAGCUGAAGGGGCACAGCCUCCACCCUCAGAUGUCUCUGUCCCAGCAGCAGCUCCUACAGGAGGAGGCGCUCUACAGGAACCACGUCAUCAUGCCCGUGUCCCCCCCCGAGGAGCAGCAGAUCCCCAUUGGACGCAUCGCAGACUGCAGGCUGCUGUGGGACUACGUCUACCAGCUCCUGUCCAACAGCCGGUACGAGAACUACAUCCGCUGGGAGGACACGGAGAGCAAGGUGUUCCGCAUCAUGGACCCCAACGGCCUUGCCAGGCUGUGGGGGAACCACAAGAACAGGACCAACAUGACGUACGAGAAGAUGUCGCGAGCACUGAGACACUACUACAAACUGAACAUCAUCAGGAAAGAGCCCGGACAAAGACUUCUGUUCAGGUUCAUGAAGACCCCCGAUGAGAUCAUGAACGGACAGACGGAGCGGCUGGAGCACCUGGAGUCAGACACAGACGAACAAAUCUACAUCAAAGAGGAGUGCUGAGGAACUCUGGGAAAUGGAGUUUAUGAACUUAUUACUACUACAGCCGCUGAUGCCUUUCAGAAGCAGCGUGAACAAUCGCCGCUGAACCUGCAGCGCGUGGACGCUCGCUCUAUCAGUCACACUCAGAAAGACUCAACUGUUUCUCUUCAUUGCCUUAGGAGAAUAUUUUCCAGAGUUAAUAAAUAAAAGGGCAUCAUGUGUUGUGAUUUCCUGAUGGAUAGAGCUGAGAGACUUUCUACGUGUUCCCCUUUAUUUCCAAAUGAACUGCAAAAGCCAAUCACUCUGAGCUUCUGUCACUUUGAUGAUUUUAAUGUCUCCUCACCUGCAUUAUAAAGGAAUUGUUGCUGUUUGUAAAAAGACAAUUGGGUGUGUGCGUGUGUGACAGGAAUGUUUUCACAAUGGAAUAAACAUUUUUGAUUAAA
Gymnodraco acuticeps is the source of this 2149-nucleotide messenger RNA. RefSeq names its product ETS variant transcription factor 6 (gene etv6). Bases 339 to 1727 code for a protein of 462 amino acids. Lineage: Eukaryota; Metazoa; Chordata; Actinopteri; Perciformes; Bathydraconidae. Gene Ontology annotation, biological process: cell differentiation; regulation of transcription by RNA polymerase II. Gene Ontology annotation, molecular function: sequence-specific DNA binding; DNA-binding transcription factor activity, RNA polymerase II-specific. The transcript has 8 exons. The record is from RefSeq and is a predicted model, not a curated record. Gene Ontology annotation, cellular component: nucleus.